Ruditapes philippinarum (Manila clam) is the source of this 2859-nucleotide messenger RNA. RefSeq lists its product as uncharacterized. The transcript is spliced from 13 exons. The record is from RefSeq and is a predicted model, not a curated record. NCBI's taxonomy places the organism in Eukaryota, Metazoa, Mollusca, Bivalvia, Venerida, Veneridae. The coding region runs from base 74 to 2533 and encodes 819 amino acids.
AUUUUCUGAUCCCGAAUUCAAGAAUAAAUGGUAUGAAUUAUCGGUAACGAGGUUUAUACCAAAGUUGAUAUCGAUGGUGCGUGGAGAGAUACCACUGGACGUGAAGUACGCUGCAUGUUGUGUGUUCCGAUCAUUUGCUUUAUAUGAAGAUUUUAUAGUUUAUGUCACCGAUCAAAUUCUGCUGAGCGUUUUACUGAUGAGGAAUGCAAGUGCUAAGUUCAAGGAGGUGUAUUUUGAGAUACUAACUGGUGUGCUGUCACAUACAGACUGUUUCCCCCCAGAUCUUGUAGACAGUAGUGCUAUACCAAUGACAGUCAGUAUCAUCAGGGAGGGACCAUGUGGUCCCCAGCGUGCCGCCCUACAUUUAUUAUCGUCCCUGACAACAAGUGAUACUGGUUUAUCCACUGUGAUAGGAACCAAUAGUCUGGUACCUAUGUUACUAUGCUGUAUGAAAGAGUCUCAUUGCAGGAAAGUCCGCCAACAUGCAACAGAGGUUAUAAGAAACUUGUGUACCAGUCGUAAACUUGGACUGUGUAAAGAUUUGAUGUUACAGUUGAGUAAUUAUCUGGUACCCAGUCUGGAACAGGAAUCUUUAACCAGUCUGUCACAGAUGGCGUCAAGUUCUAUGACAAUAAUGCAAGCGAAACCGAGGUUUGACGAGGAACGUCAGAUGUGGCUUGGACUUGAAAAGUUCAUAGAUAUGACAAAAAGUGUAAUACAUAGGGAAGCUAAAGUUGAGGUAGAUGAUCUAGGGCUUGUAACUAGGGUUCUUAUGAAGCCAUGUAUAGACACAUGCCCUAUACAACUAGACAUUCUUGCCCAGGCAUUUCACGUGUUACAGUAUAUGUGUUUAUGGCCACUAGAUAAGUCACGGCUAGGAUUCAGUGCUAACAGAGUAGAUCUGACAACAUUCACUGAUGAUGAAAAACAAAAGUUACGUCUGUCAAAGGUAAAUCGUGGUCUCACACAAGCAAUAUGGGACAAGGUUGGAGUCAUUGUCACUGACCUGCUGCUGUCCUAUGCUAAGAAAUUCACCAAACUGUGUGAAGAGUCAUCAAAGAAAGGGAGACAAACUGAUAGUCUUGAUACAUUGUUUGAAUCAGGGGAAGUUACUCUAAUAACUAGCCUUCUAGAACUUACUCUUUGCUCAGCUCUGUGUACAUGUGUAGAAUUUCCUGACAUUAUGCCAAAACUUGAAGUUAAAUCUCCAAAAAAGAAAUCUAAACAACCAAAUAAACUGCAGUCAUUCUCCACUUCUCAAAUAUGCAAUGACAACAGGCCUGGUCAGAGUGUGGAGUCGAGGUUAAAAUCCCAGUCCGACACCGGUAAAGGUUUUGCAGGGGACGGGUACUAUAAGGUAUGGGAGAGAGAAAAUCCACAUCUGUCCACAUCUCAGUCAAAUAAAAGUCAUGAAGUUGCCAUGGAGAAAAGUAAAGCGGAAUUACGACACAAAGAAGCAUGUACGGACAGACGGCUACUACGCAAGUGUCUUUAUGAAGCAGAUGUAUUCAGAUGUGUUUGUCCGUUUAUCAAGUGUUCAGACCAGAGUAUACAGAUACUGGUUCUACAAAUUUUACGAUGCAUGAUUCAACCAUUGGAGGAGAGAGUGGCACCAAAACUGAACUCUGGGUCAGGUGUGUUUUCAGGCAAGACAGGAAAACAAAGACCUCAGACAGCUGGUGCUAUUCCGAGCACAAACAAGAGGCUAAGUGUUGCUCUACAUCAGAUGUCACCGGAUAUGGCCAACCUGAUAAAGGAGGCUCUUGGUCCUAACUUGGAGAAGAGUGAAACCAAGAAGCAAACGGACACACAGUUGGCACAGCAAGUUAAAGUACCAGGUGUUCCAACGGGUUUGGAGACGAUACAUGAAAGAUUACAAGAGUUUACAGAACAGAAUAAGCUGGAGGAUGUUAUAAAGACAGAGGCACAAGAUAGCGUGAAGGAAUAUGUGAAGCCUGUGAUAGAUAGAUGUCGACCUAUAGCCCAGCAAUGUAGAGAGGCCCUUAUAGAGGGUAUAGGAGAGAAGAUUAUAACGGGAAUCUUCACAAAAGCUCACAGAUUAAAAAAACAUUCUGUACUACUGCUGCAUGACUAUGUACAGUUUGGUGAGAGUAGUUGUCACAUGGUGUUGUCGAGAUACGGUUGUAUGCCAAGAUUGAUAGAUUUUCUACGUGUAAAUGAAGACAAUGAACUUCUGGAAAUAAUUGGGCUGAUUAUUGUGAGAAUAAUGGUGAGCAGUGACAACAGAUUGAGACAGUUGUUCAACAGACAUGGGGGUCCACAGCUGUUACUGUCAAUGGCACAGUAUACCAAGGGCCUGUUGAAACAAGAAGUGACAUCAACUCUCAACACAGUUUCCAAAGUGGAGAGUGUCCGUAAAAGACCGAUGUCAGCUCCAGUUCACAGAACAGUGCAUAAAGAGAAAGCACCAGAUGUUUGGGAUCAUAUUCAGGCGAGAUGGAGACAAGAAGACCAGGUAGCAAGUGUACUUAGACAGUGGAUGAUCGCAGAUAGGAAGCAAAGAAUUUAUUAAAGAAAGAUUGAUUGUAUGUUACAGAAAAAACACAGAAUUGGAAUAUAUGUUUAAAGCAAUAGAUUUACUUUAUAUGGAAAAGUGUUAAAGAGAAAACCUAGAAUUCAUUGAAGAUUUUUAUGUUGUUGAUAAAAUAGGCAAAGGUUUGAAAAAAAAAACAAACUGAUAUUGAGGAAGAUGUAUUAAAAAAUUUAAUGAAAUUUGUUAAAAAUUUAUGUUAUAAGUUAUAAUGUUGAAUUUAUUUAUAAGUUAUAGUUUGUAUUGUUGAUAUUUUUUUCUAAAUAGAAUGCAAAUGAGCAAAUGUUUCACUAAAGAUAGGUAUUAGA